Drosophila sulfurigaster albostrigata is the source of this 3041-nucleotide messenger RNA. RefSeq names its product TPR-containing protein DDB_G0280363 (gene Dh44). The record is from RefSeq and is a predicted model, not a curated record. NCBI's taxonomy places the organism in Eukaryota, Metazoa, Arthropoda, Insecta, Diptera, Drosophilidae. The coding region runs from base 524 to 1522 and encodes 332 amino acids. The transcript is spliced from 4 exons. Gene Ontology annotation, cellular component: extracellular region. Gene Ontology annotation, molecular function: hormone activity.
CGUCGUCAGCCUGUUGCGUUCGGAGACAGACAACAAGCCAGCAGAACAGCUCAGCCCAAGUUGCUUCAACUCAGCGUCUUGGUCUAUAAUCAGUCACAAAACCCUAAAUUCAAAGUGCUUUUGAGAAUAUCUUUUAUGAGAAUCGAGAACACAUUCAGUGCGUAAUCAUUUACUCUUAGCGCCAGAAAUAAAAUAUUCCAAUAUUCAGAUUUUUCGAUCUAAUUUCGUUUGAUUGCCGUCGUCGCGCGUGAACUCUUAAAAAAUUUGGCCAAUUUAACGGGCCAAAAAAACCGAAAUCUUGAAAACCAUAAAUAUUUCCCCAGUGUAAAGAUCAAAAGGAAUUUUCUCGGUAAUUACCUAUUGAUAACGUGAUACGGUUUUAUGUGCGAAAUUGUUUCAAAAGUCUAAGUAAACAAACGUGACUUAAGUACGAGCAUUUAUUUGCAUUUGCUUCCAUUUCACGCCAAAUUAGACGUCAGAUUUAUAUUUUGUGGAUUUGUUGAUUUCUGAAAGAAUUAACUGAAUGAUGAAAGCCACAGCGUGGUUUUGCCCGGUGUUAUUGACUUUACUCAGUGCCACGAGGCUCGUUUGUACGGCACAAAGGGGCGCUGCCAUCGGAGCAGGCGGAGGCUCACUUGCUGGGGCAGAAGCUGCCGGCGCAGGCUAUGGCAACGGAUAUCCUCUGGACUAUCUGGAUGCACAGUCCAUACAGGAUGAGUUCUCUUUGGUGAAGCGGAACAAGCCGUCAUUGUCCAUUGUCAAUCCGUUGGAUGUGCUGCGCCAGCGGCUGCUGCUCGAAAUGGCGCGCAGGCAGAUGCAGCAGAACAGCAGACAGGUCGAAUUGAAUCGCGCCAUACUGAAGAACGUGGGUAAACGUGUGUUCCUCGAGCCAACGACAUGGGUCACCAGACGCUACCAGCAACAGCAACAACAACAGCAGCAGCAACAACUGGAGGAAGAACGGCAACGGGAGCAGUUGCGUCGAGAGCAGCUGCUGCAGCAGCAUUUCCCCAGUCAACUGUGGAACAUUGGCUGGUCGCAGUCCAACGGACCGGCGUCGUCUUCAUCAGCAUCGUCACGGUUUUUCGAUUUUCUGCAACGGCCAGAAGCCCAAGUAAAACAGCAGCAGCCAGCGGCAGCAGCACCACAGCAGCUGCUUGACGAUGUCAACAAAUCCCUUAACGCUGGCGCCCUUGGGCUCGGCAACGGCAAGGGUAAUGGAGAGGAGGGCGUGGCCAAACAUCAGCAGCCAGACGGAAAUGAAAUUGCAAAUGAAACAAAUCAUGAAAACGGCAGUCGCAAGGCAUUGCCGCUCGGCAAAAGCGCAACAGGCGAUGUGGACAAUGGGGAUGCCGAGGAUGUCGAGCAGGAGCAGGACGAUAUGUUGGAUGAGCUUAAGUUCAACUGGGUCAGCGAGCAGCCCGAAGAUCUGGACAUCCCCAUUGAGGCAAGCAAUGCAAAUGGUCGACUACCGUGGCGUCUAAUCUAUCGCAUGCACAAAAAUCCACACUACGCUAAUUAAGAAACAACAGCAGCAGAUGUCGGAGUAAAAGCGAAUUCAGAUGCAGAUACUGAUACAGAUACAAAAACAGAAACAGAAACAGAUACAGAUACGCACAGAUACAAAUACAGAUACACUUAGGUACACAGACAUCCGGACACACAGACAGAUACAGUUAAAUAGUUGCUAAACUGACGGUUCCUAAUGGCUGGCUAUAAGGCAGGCAUAUAUCGUGUGUGUGUGUGCACAGAGACCCCUCCGAUGACAACCGUUUCCCCUCUCAGUCCCCUUUUUCGAUGUACCAUUUAAAUUGAAACUUGAAUUUGAAUUGAAUUUGUAUUCGUAUUGUAUUCUAACUACUUAGCUAACUAAUGGUUUAUGUAACGAUUCAUGCUACCUCUUGUCAGAUGCUCUUGAAAAAAUAUUCAACACGAAACGAACGUUCCCUCAACGCUCCCUUUGGGGCAUGCCCCUCGGUACUACGUAAUUACGAGUCUACUCGAAAUUGUAUUUAUUAACUAGCAAAACAAAACCAAAAAAGUUGAAAAUAAUUACAAAAAAAGAAAAUACAAAAAAAAAAUAUAUAUAUGUGUAUAUGAAUUUGUUUAAUAGCCUAAAUGAUGUUGAUCGAUAAAAGAUAAAAAAAAAAACCAAAGUAAACAAACUAACGAACAUAUAUGAAUGUAGUUUUUAAAUAAAUAUUAAAGUGCAAUACGUAUACGUAUGUAUACUUUAUAUACUAUAUGUAUUCGUAUGAAUGUGCUUUCACUUGUAAUUAAAUGCUUCCGCUUUUUUAAAUAUAAAUUAUUUAAAUUCUAAUUUAUUUCCCACAUCAACAAUUAUAGUUUUCUGUUCAGCUUAUCGAACCAACUCUCUAAAUUUAAUUUGGACUAACACAGACAAAGAACAAUCCGCGGGCGGAAUUCAUAUAUUUUAAACUAACUAACGAAUUAAUCAAUAGUCAAAGUGAUGUAUUUUUAAUUGUAUUUUUUUGCGUUCAAAAAUGAUGUAUUUAUAUUUCUGAUGCUCAAUAUGAAUAAAAAUAAUUUCUACAAAUUUACAAUCAAUUUUAUUUGCAUUACAAAGUCACUCCGAGAGUCCAUUUUGAGUUAACGAUAAUUGGCUUAUUCUUUUCUGUGGAUCUCCUUUUAAAGUUCUAAGAAAGUAAGAAAAAUGUUAAAGACACACAAAUGGUUACAAAUCAUAUAAAUACGACAAAACGAUUUUAACGUAGAUGAGCUAUUUAACUAACAUUACUUACAAACUAUUUAUGCAUGUGCGGAAUCUAACUCUAUAAAUAUAUAUGGCAUAAUUAAAUAUACAAUCGAGUGGAUCGAGUGGAUUAUUUACACACAGACGACACAGCAAACACACAUGUACAUUUAUACUUAAAGUUGAGAUUAAUAUAAAGAAUAUGUAAAUACAAGAUUUUCUCAUAAAUAAAACUGAAAUUGAACAUGAAAAUAACACGAUAACAACACUUGAUUGAUUAAUGAUUGGAAUUCGAAAUUAUCUCUAUUACAUGGAUUAUUCUCACAUU